This is a messenger RNA of Asterias rubens (European starfish), 1735 nucleotides long. RefSeq names its product tetratricopeptide repeat protein 36 homolog. NCBI's taxonomy places the organism in Eukaryota, Metazoa, Echinodermata, Asteroidea, Forcipulatida, Asteriidae. Gene Ontology annotation, molecular function: protein binding. The transcript is spliced from 3 exons. The record is from RefSeq and is a predicted model, not a curated record. Gene Ontology annotation, biological process: cilium assembly. Bases 15 to 584 code for a protein of 189 amino acids.
CAACAACAUGCAACAUGGCCGACAGACAACAAGAACGGCCGAACGAUGAAGCGGUUUUAGACGCUAUUUUCAAUCCUCUGUUACCGUCAGGUGGUGAAGUUCCCCAAGGAGUUGUUGAUGAAACACCUGAAAAUGAUGAAAGUGAAGAAGUCCGAGAGUCUAGAGAUUUAGAGCUUCAAGGAGUACACAAGGCAGAAGCUGGUGAUAUGAAUUCAGCCAUAGACUUCUUCAAUAAAGCUGUACUAGUCUCACCAGAGAGGGCGUCAUGCUACAACAACAGAGCGCAAGCCCUACGUUUAAGGGGGGAUAUAAUCGGAGCUCUUGAAGAUUUGAACCAUGCCAUUGAGCUGAGCAAUGGACGAAGCAAGGCUGCCUGCCAGGCUUACACACAACGAGGCCUCAUCAGAAGACUGGAAGGAAAUAAUGAGGAUGCCUUAGAAGAUUUCAAGAAAGCUGCCUGCCUGGGUAGCACCUUUGCAAGGUCACAGGUCGUCCAGAUGAACCCCUAUGCUGCAAUGUGCAACCAGAUGCUAUCAGAUGUCAUAGGACGACUGCAAGCUGGAGAACCAGACUAUGAAAGUUGAAAGGUCAAUGUUUCUCAAUGCCAGACACCUUAGCCAAAGAGUAACAAUACAUUAUUGCAAAGGGUUGCCCAAAGGCUUUUAGAACCUUUAUAGACCUCUAUCAUGGUACGACCAUCUUGACUUCUUUUACCAUUCAAACCAGUGCAGCCAAGCUGAGACUGGAAUGCACUAUAGACUGGUUCCUUUUUGUACAAUUAAUAUCAGCAUCCUUUACUGUUAUGAUAUACUGGGAAUGUGACCAAGAUGGCGGUAGCAUGGUGAAGGUCCAUUAACCAUGUCUUUUUUCAUGUAUACAAAUCAGUCAUCGUCAAAGCCUUGUUUGGUUACACUUGUUGAAAUAUUAAAACAAGAUUUGUUUUCAAUGUUUGCUUUCUGUAAGAAUUUUGUUGUGUAUGCUUAGCUGCAUUUUGUGCCUAAGCAGCUCUAUGAAAAUGGGUCCAGAUUAAUAUCUGAAAUGUUGUGUCUAUAGAUUGUUGAAUCAGAAGAGGAAUGUGUUGACUGACUAUGAUGUAAAUAUAUGUACACAAAAUUAACUUAAAACAAACUUUACUCUGACUUUAUUUUACUUUAUUGUUUGUAGUGCUUUUUAGUGUCAAAUCUGCAUAACACAAAAUAGGAAUCUGGACAGCAAACUAGAAUUAACUCAAAACAAACUUAUUCUGAACUUAGUUUACUUUAUUGUUUUUAGUACUUUUUACUUUCAAAUCUGUAUAAUAAAAAUAUGAAUCUUUACAGUGAACAGGCAUUUUUAAAAUAUUACAAUAAUAUUGAUUCUAAAGGUUGGGUUAUACUUUGUAAGAAUACUCAAUGUUUGUGUACAUUUUAUCGGAUAACUGACUCGUUAUAAAGAUGGUAAUGGUCACUAACUCACUCACUCACUCGCCCACAGACGGGCUAAAUGGUUGCCAACUUUAAAAUGUCAUUUUAGUUGGUCACCUCCAUGUGUUAUUAGAACCGUUUGCAAAGUUCUGUUUUGUGAAUUUGGAUUGAUUGUGUUCAUGAUCAUAGUAGGUCUGCAUGCCUGUAUGGAAUAAUGAUUUCUAACACAAUGCACAAAAUGGUGUCGCCCCUUUAGUAUGUACAGCCACUGGCCUGAUGUGGCCAUGGCGACAGUCCCCCUUUACAAAAUUGGCAAUAAAAGCUUAAAUACA